UGGAUAGGAAGGCCAAAAACCCUUGGCGGCUGUGACCACAACCGCUUAUCUCAUUCUUGUGUUAGUCAUAGAUUAGCAAUGGAGCGGACUGGUUCUAACUGCGAGCUCAAAAUAUAAAAAGAGCUUGAAUUUUUGCCCAUCAGCAAAUUGAAAAGCAUUCCAUCAUGGUCACUUACAAGAGGUUUCUUUAGAACAUCAGCUGACAAUAGAAUGGGAGAAAUUGAGAUUCGUGACAUUGUCGAGUCGGACUACGAAGAAUGGUUGAGGUUAUUUGAAUUGUACUUAGUAUUUUACGAGAAGUCACUCCCAACUGAGAUCAAGGAGGCGACAUUCAAACGAGCACUCGACCCCAGUGUUGACAUGUGGUCGUCGCUAGCAAUCCAUCCGGAAACUAAGAAGCCUAUCGGCUUGGUGAACUACUUGAGACACAUGUCCACCUGGUCCGUCACCGACCAGCUUUACUUAAACGAUCUAUACGUCGAGGAGGGUCAACGCUUGAAACACGUGGGAAGAAAUUUAAUCGAAUAUGUCUAUGCAAAAGGUGAUGCCAUGGGUGCCCCUAAUGUCUACUGGUGUACUGACAUGACCAACCAUAGAGCCCAGUUGUUGUAUACUAAGGUUGGCUGGUACUCUGGAAAGGUGAUCUACAAAAGACCACCAGGCUCCUACUAAUGUUGGUGCCGUAGGUGGCGGCUUGAACAGAAAGAGAGAUAUCUAAAUUUGUGAUAGGUCUAAUUUCCUGGCUGGUGGUUAGCAGAUAAGUUUUUGCAGCAUUCCAGGAGAUAUUGGAAUCGAGUUUUAUAGCCUAGUGUCUUUUUAUUCUAAUGUGUAAGGUGAAGAACAAUGCCGUUCAGACGUCCAAGUGAUUUUUGGUCACUAAAAGUGCCGCGACAUUGGUUUUGUUGCACCGUUGUAUACGUUAAUUAGUUAUCGAAAGAUGAUGUAAAAAGGGGUGGAGGUUUACGGGGUAAACAUAAAAGCUGGGGUUGAUCAUUGUUCUGUCAUACAAAUGAGAUGACAGCAGGAAAGCAGAAUGCUGCAAAUGAGACUUGGAAAGGC
This is a messenger RNA of Pichia membranifaciens NRRL Y-2026, 1059 nucleotides long. RefSeq lists its product as hypothetical. Gene Ontology annotation, molecular function: N-acetyltransferase activity. The transcript has a single exon. Gene Ontology annotation, cellular component: cytoplasm. The coding region runs from base 211 to 672 and encodes 153 amino acids. The record is from RefSeq and is a predicted model, not a curated record. Gene Ontology annotation, biological process: protein acetylation. NCBI's taxonomy places the organism in Eukaryota, Fungi, Ascomycota, Pichiomycetes, Pichiales, Pichiaceae.